Colletotrichum graminicola M1.001 is the source of this 327-nucleotide messenger RNA. Its product is annotated as Gon7 family protein. The record is from RefSeq and is a predicted model, not a curated record. The transcript has a single exon. Lineage: Eukaryota; Fungi; Ascomycota; Sordariomycetes; Glomerellales; Glomerellaceae. Bases 1 to 327 code for a protein of 108 amino acids.
AUGACAGACGCCAACGGCACCGCGGCCUCGGCCCCGGUCUUCCGUUUCUCAGCCACCUACAAGUCCCCCACAAACGAACCCUUCGCCUUCUCCGAGUCCCUCCCUGCCCCGCCGACCCCCAGCGCCGGCGACAAGGCGACCUACCUCAACGCCUUGCGCAAGUCUAUCAACGCCGCCCAGGAAAAUAUCAACAAGGAACUGACCGCGCGCAUGGAGGAGGACAAGGCCAGAGAGACCACCACGAACGGCGCCACCUCCAAGCCCGCCGUGGACGAAGCACUUGAGGAGGAGAACUACGGCGAAGAGGCGCCUCCCGACGAUGACUGA